Molecule: messenger RNA, 2625 nt
Organism: Arthroderma uncinatum
Lineage: Eukaryota; Fungi; Ascomycota; Eurotiomycetes; Onygenales; Arthrodermataceae
Product: sulfatase domain-containing protein
Exons: 4
Coding region: 1-2625 (874 amino acids)
Source: RefSeq, a predicted model, not a curated record
AUGAAUUUCCCAUCGUUUCGUCCAUCGCGUGCCUUCCUCUACUCGCUGCUCGUCGUUUCGCUCAUAACUGCAAAGGGCCUACAUCUGCUGCAAUUCGCCCGCUCCGUUCCGCCACUACAUUUCAUCGUCUUCUUUCCAACGCUGUUCAUCUCAGAUGCACUGGUUGCACUCCUUGGCCGGGUUCUACUCCAUGGUGGGAGCAGCGGUAUAUGGCCAGCUAUAGGCCUGGCCGUGGGGAGCUUUCUCUCGGCUGUCACAUUCUUUGCUGCAUCCUCACAGCUUGGUUUCUACUAUGUCACUGGAACUGAGAUGCAGUGGGACAAUGCCGGCAAUGUCGCCUCCGAUCCAGCCGCUAUACGGAUAAUGUUGAGUGGGCUGCUUCAAGUGUCUGUUUCGGGGAUGAUUCUUUCGUUCUUGAGCUGGGUCUCGUCGCCGUUCCUCUACAACAAGGUCGGAUACUGGAUGUCCGCAGUAUGGAGGAUGCUCACAGGCCCAAAGUGGGAGAUGAUGCUGCCAACAGUGCGAAAUCAGCGAGAUCAGCCACAGAAGGGGGGUAUCCGAGUCAGGCCCAUGUGCUUGAUGAUCAUGCUCGCAUCACUGCUCGUUUUGCGGCUCGUCCGGCCAUCAACGCCGUACGGUUUCAUGUCGACGACCCUCCCCGUGGCCAUGCUUCGAAUGUUCUCACACCGGCACGGACACCAUUCACACCGGCACGGAUGUUCAUCUCGCCAUUCCCACACAAAGGCCUUUCCACUGUCCAAUCUCACCUCAUCGGAGCACUGGGAAAAGCCGAAGGGUAAUUUCAAGGGCUGGGCGCCAGGGGAUGACAACUUCAUGGUCAAAAGAUACCGCAAUCGACGUCCAGAGUGGGUUACGGAUACUCUCCCUGAUGGGUUCCAUCGCUGGGCCAAUAUUUCUCAAACUGCCGAUACAAACUCCACAUCCGGCCUGCACGGAUGCUCCGGCGACAACGAAGCCCCCAACUUCUAUAACCCCGUUGCGGACCCUAUGCGUAUUACAAACCUAGAUCUCGGAGUUCACAAACGCCUGCAGAAAGUUUUCAAUGACGAAUCUGUCCUUAUUUCGCAUGUGGUGCUGGUCACCAUGGAGAGUGCCCGCAAAGACCUGUUCCCCAUGCGAGAAGGGUCGUUUCUUCACCGGUCCAUUCUUGAAUCGAACGAUAGGGAUGAGUGGGAGGAGAAAAACAACUUACUCUCUCAGCUGACACCCGUCGCCCAUCAGAUUACCGGCGAGGGCUUCUGGAACCAAACCAAGGGCAACCGACCCGCCUUUGGCUUACCGGAUGGUAUAUGGAAAGAUUCAGCAGCCACGGGAAUGGGCGGCAUAAACAUAAUGGGCGCCAUGACUGGAAGCACAUUAUCGGCCAAAAGCUUCCUGGGCAGUCAUUGCGGAGUAUAUCCCUUGCCAGUUGAUUUCCUAGAAGAAGUUACCACCAACGUAUACCAGCCUUGCGUUCCUCAUAUUCUCAACCUGUUUAAUCAGGCCAAAAACAGAUUCUCUCAGCACGGAGUCGAGGGGAGAAAGGUUAAUCAAACAGCUGGGGAACGCCCCAGUGUUAAGAAAAGAAAGUGGAAGUCCAUAUUCAUACAGGCGUCGACAGAUUCGUAUGACAGACAAGACAAACUAAACAAGGAGCUUGGAUUUUCGAAUUUCAUCGUGAAGGAAACUUUGGCUGACCCAUCGUCGAAGUAUUAUCCUCCCAAGCAGCCUAUACUAAAUUACUUCGGAUAUCCCGACGAUGAACUGAAGCCAUGCAUUCGUGAUGUCGUAACGGAUGCUAUAAACAAUAAUGAACGGCUCUUCCUUUCUCAUUUCACCAGUACCACGCAUCAUCCGUGGAAACUUCCCUCAAGUUUUGACCGUGAGUCGUAUACUGGAGUGAAUGGGAAGGCAAACCAUGACCCCAUGGACAAAUAUUUAAACACCGUCCGGUACGAUGACGCUUGGCUGGGUCAAAUAUUGGGUAUCCUAGACGAGAAGGGUAUUGCCAAUGAGACUUUGGUUGUUGUGGUGGGAGACCACGGACAAGCCUUUGAAGAAGAUGCUCCGGUCCAAGGCACCUAUAAAAAUGGCCACAUCAGCAACUUCCGUGUCCCCAUUGUCUUUCGACACCCACAGCUACCUCGCAUCAACAUUGAAGCGAAUGCGACAUCCAUGAGCAUCCUCCCUACUAUCCUCGACCUCCUGGUAAACUCCAAGUCCCUCGACGACCACGACACCUCUAUCGCCCAGGAUCUCAUCUACGACUACCAAGGCCAAUCACUCAUACGGCCAUUCCGACCAAAAUAUAAGGGCCGUCAAUCAUGGAACAUCGCAAUCAUCAACGCAGGCGGGAAAAUGAUAUCUGUGUCCUCCGCAGCAACACCUUGGCGUGUCGUGAUCCCACUCGACGGAGAGUCGCAGUAUUCCUUCAGCGAUCUAAAAACAGAUCCGAACGAACUUGAUCCACUAAGUGCAUGGAAGGUCAGCUACCUUCUCCCUGCCGUGAAAUCGAAACAUGGUGCAGAUGCAAGGCAGUGGCUUAAGGAUGCAGACGAGGUCGCCCGCUGGUGGGUGAAGGAGAUGCAUCACCUCUGGAACUAUCACGAAGGAUCUGACAGUUGA